AUGGUCAAGGCGAAGAAGUUGUUACUCAAGUACGCCAAUGUUUUCUCGUCAAACGAAGCUGACAUAGGAAAGACUGGCUUAGUUCAACACAAAAUAAACACAGGACAAGAAUUGCCUAUUCGUCAGCGGCCAAGAAGAUUGCCUGUAACACGUGAAAAGGAAGUGGAAACCAUGAUUGAGGGAAUGGUGAAGGAUGGUGUUAUUGAACCUUCAUCUAGUCCAUGGUGUUCACCUGUGGUGCUGGUAAAGAAGAAGGACGGCAGCAUGCGGUUUUGUGUUGACUACCGCCGCCUGAACGACAUUACAAAGAAGGACAGCUAUCCCUUGCCAAGAAUUGAUGACACGCUGGACAUGCUUACAGGCGUAAAGUGGUUUAGUACGCUGGAUCUGAAAAGUGGCUACUGGCAGGUUGAAAUUGACCCUAAGGACAAGGAGAAAACUGCAUUCUCCACAGGAAAGGGUCUGUGGCAAUUUAAAGUCAUGCCGUUUGGAUUGUGCAAUGCUCCAGCAACGUUUGAAAGGUUGAUGGAGCUUGUACUUACCGGGCUAAUUGGAGAUGCCUGUCUGGUCUAUUUGGAUGACAUCAUCAUCGUAGGCCGUACGUUUGAGGAACAUCUUCAAAACCUGGAAUGCGUGCUCAUGAAGAUCCCGAGUGUCAACCUCAAGUUCAGUCCAAAGAAGUGCUCACUAUUCAAACGGCAAGUUAGUUUUUUGGGGUAUGUAGUGUCGGAAGAAGGUAUCCGCACGGAUUCAGAGAAAAUUGCUGCUGUCAAGGAGUGGCCGGUCCCAAAAGACAAGACACAGGUUAGAGCAUUUUUGGGUUUGUGCUCUUAUUAUCGGCGAUUUGUGAAGAACUUUGCAGAUAUAGCCAAACCUCUGCACAAGCUAACCGAGGAGAAGCGACAAUUCUGCUGGGAUGAAAGUUGCGAUAUUGCAUUCCAGGAGCUCAAUAACCAUCUGUGCAAACCACCUAUUUUGGGGUACCCUGAUGCGGGCAAGGAAUUCAUAGUUGACACAGACGCAAGUGAUAUAGGACUUGGCGAUGUGUUGUCUCAACGGAAUGGUGAUCAAGAGAUUGUGAUAGCGUACUUCAGCAAGUCGUUGUCAAAGCCGGAAAGGAACUAUUGUGUCACAAGACGGGAAUUGCUUGCUGUGGUAAAGUCCUUGCAGCAUUUUAGCAAAUAUCUUCUAGGGCGGAAAUUCUACUUACGAACUGACCAUGCUGCACUCAAAUGGCUAUUGCAGUUCAAAAAUCCGGAAGGACAAUUUGCGAGAUGGAUUGAACUACUGCAGGAAUACGACUUUGUGAUCGAAUAUCGCAGCAGGAAAUCUCAUGGCAAUGCAGAUGCAUUGUCAAGAAGACCUUGCCCUGAAGAUUGCAAGCAUUGUACUAGGCAAGAGGGUAAGGAAGUGGUGAAGGUUUUGGCAACGCAUCUGCAAUUCCCCUGGUGUUGCGGUUGUUCAUGGGCGGCGGUAGUCACUUACCAUCAGCAGAGCCGCAUGCUCGUUUGCCCCCUAUUCUAUAAAAAAAAAGUGGUAUCUGUGAGAAUGCUCAGGACAGACCAGCUCAGCAAUGAGUGGAAGGACAGCCUACAACAUGCACAGCAGGAAGAUUCGGACAUUAAGCCGAUUCUGGAAUGGAUGAAGGCCAGUGCUCCUAAGCCCAAGUGGAGCGACGUCUCAGCAAUGAGUUCGACCACGAAAAGCUAUUGGGUCCAAUGGGACAGCUUGCUGAUUCAGGAUGGAGUCCUGUGCCUUAAAUGGGAAAAUGGUCGGAGAGACAGGUGUCAUUUGCAAGUGGUUGUCCCUAAGGCUAAAGUGCCGAAUAUUCUACAGCUGUACCAUAGUGGUUAUUCAGGAGGCCACCUGGGGGUUAAACGAACUCUCCUGAAGAUCCGAGAACGGUUUUACUGGGUCCACUGUCGUGACGAUGUCGAGGACUGGUGCCGCAAAUGUACAAGUUGUGCGGCUGUAAAGAGACCUCAAAUUCGUAGUAGAGGCGCAUUGAAAUUGUACAAUAUUGGUACACCAUGGGAGAGGAUAGCAAUUGACGUUGCGGGGCCGUUUCCAGAAACUGAAAGUGGUAACGAGUAUUUCAUGGUUGUGAUGGAUUACUUCACUAAGUGGCCAGAAGUCUUCGCCAUUCCAAAUCAAGAAGCUUCAACCGUUGCAGAUAAACUAGUUCAUGAAGUCUACUGUCGUUUUGGAGAUUCACAGCGAUCAAGGAAGGAAUUUUGA
This is a messenger RNA of Parnassius mnemosyne (clouded apollo), 2238 nucleotides long. The record is from the annotation of a GenBank genome assembly. NCBI's taxonomy places the organism in Eukaryota, Metazoa, Arthropoda, Insecta, Lepidoptera, Papilionidae.